AUGGAAUACCUCUCGACGCUGCAGUCGCCCGUGGACGACCUGAAGCCGUCCCUGUUCGAGCUGCUCUCGGAGCAACAGCUGUCGGCACUCCUCCCGCCCACAAUCCGAUACCUCCUCGCCCUCCUCACGCACCGGUACCCGCGGUACCUGCUGCGCGUGCUGAACAACUACGACGAGGUGUACGCGCUGCUGUCGCUCGCGGUCGAAAAGUACUACCUCGAGCACUUCGGCGGCAGCUUCACCGAGAACUUUUACGGCCUCAAGCGCGAGAAGGUCCUCAGCCUGCGCGGCGGCGAGGUGAAGAGGACCCAGAUCGCCGUCCCCACCGAGGUCCGCGAGCGGCUGAAGCUCCAAGGCCGCGACGUUUGGAAGAAUCUCGCCGUCUUGGUCGGCGUGCCUUAUAUCAAGCGCAAGUUGGACGAGAGCUAUGAUAUCCACAUCGCCCCGUCGGCGGGGUUACUGAUCAGUGGCGGAGGAGGAGGGUUGGGAGGAGUUGAAGGGAGGCGGUAUCUGGACCGGGACGAGCUACCGCCAAAUGCUACGAUAAAACAAAGGAUCAUGUGGUAUUACAAGUGGUUUUUGCGGCAUGUCUAUCCGAGUCUGAAUGCCGCCUACUAUUUCAGCAUCUUGGCCUUCAGCUUGGGAUACCUAUUUGACGGCACGAAAUACUCCAGCCCAUUCCUUUGGAUGGUGGCCACACGGAUGAGGAGGAUGGGCGCGGCGGAUCAGCAGGCUAUUGAUGCCGCCACAGAGGCUGCUGACAAGGCCAUUGCCGCGAGUGCCGCCGGGAGACCGGGACAAGGGCUGAGUGGCCUCUUGAAUCCGCGGACGCUGUAUCCCCGGCUACUGUCAAGCUUGAGGAUCCUCCUGCCCACGAGUAUCUUCGCAUUGAAAUUCCUGGAAUGGUGGCACGCCAGUGAUUUCUCACGCCAGUUGACCCGCAAAGCCGCCGAAGGGUUGGAAUUGCCGCCUCCCGUUGUCUCCGGGAUGGAACUCGCUCGGAAGACCGCGCCGGAGCCACAAGGUCCUCUGCGCAGAUUGACAACGAAGAACACCCCAGCCAAACGGACCCCGCCGGUCUCGAGCAUCACUUUCCUUCCAAUUUUUACAGUCCCGGCCCCACCAUCCAGCGACCUGUGCCCUAUCUGUCUACAUCCGAUUUCCACGGCGGCGGCAUGCCAGACCGGCUACGUCUUCGACUACAAGUGCAUAUUCCAGUGGAUCGAGGGGACGCAUGAGCGACAGGAGGCGUUUAUGAAGGGCGAGAAAAUGAGCGAGUGGGAAGACGACGAUGACGACGAGGAAGAGGGAGAGGAUGCAAACCGACGGCCAGGCGAUGAGUCCAAAAAGGCAGAGCGCAAGAGCCGUGAGGGAAGCUGGGAGAGCGGCCAGGGAAGAUGUGCCGUCACCGGCAGACGAGUCCUCGGCGGCACAAGCGGGCUGCGCAGAGUCAUGGUUUGA
Fonsecaea nubica is the source of this 1461-nucleotide messenger RNA. RefSeq lists its product as hypothetical. NCBI's taxonomy places the organism in Eukaryota, Fungi, Ascomycota, Eurotiomycetes, Chaetothyriales, Herpotrichiellaceae. The coding region runs from base 1 to 1461 and encodes 486 amino acids. Gene Ontology annotation, cellular component: peroxisomal membrane; peroxisomal importomer complex. Gene Ontology annotation, biological process: protein monoubiquitination; protein import into peroxisome matrix. The record is from RefSeq and is a predicted model, not a curated record. The transcript has a single exon. Gene Ontology annotation, molecular function: zinc ion binding; ubiquitin-protein transferase activity; protein binding.